Molecule: messenger RNA, 2618 nt
Organism: Pangasianodon hypophthalmus (striped catfish)
Lineage: Eukaryota; Metazoa; Chordata; Actinopteri; Siluriformes; Pangasiidae
Gene: atxn7l2a
Product: ataxin 7-like 2a
Exons: 10
Coding region: 55-2289 (744 amino acids)
Source: RefSeq, a predicted model, not a curated record
CUGCCUUCACUCGCGGGAGCGCGCAGUAUGACGUAAGUGACUCGCCGCGCCGUGAUGAUGGCGGUGCGUGAACGCGCAGUUAAAGUAAUGGCUGCUCUGGAACGGCGGGUGCCUUGUCUCGAUGAUUUCGUGGGUCAAAGCUGGAGCGUUUGGGCAGAGAGGAUUAACCUGACAGCAUCGGACGGGUCCGAUGGGGACGAUUGCAGCAAGAAUGGCAAAAAAACGACGGAAACCAUGACACUGAGGAAGGAGGAUAUGUCGAUCUUCGGUCACUAUCCGGGACACGACGACUUUUACCUGGUGGUGUGCAGCCACUGCAGUCAGGUGGUGAAGCCACAGGCGUUUGAGAAGCAUUGUGAGAGGAGGCACGGCUCGGUCGGAAAGCUCUAUGCACACCUGCGCUCCACACCGCCGGCCGGCCAGCAGCGCUCACACGCCCGCCAUGGACACGCCCCACCCACCGCCGGCCACGGUGCAGGCGGCUGGAGCGGCAAGAGCCAAGGCGGAGGAGGAGGAGGAGCGGCACGCCCGUCGCCCCAAUCGCCCUCCACUCCACCUCAGUUUAAACACACCAAGACGCCCAAGGACGGAGUUCGCCUUUCGCCUCUGGAAAAGACGUCCAGUUCUGGUCACUCAGAGUCCACCGUAUUCAAGCAGCCUCCACCACUGGAGCCCCCGCGUAGCUCUCCUCCCCCGAGUCUCAGAGACCCGCCGUGGCCCUACGGAGGCCCGUCUCCCAGCCGACCCUCGCCGGGCUCCACCGACAAGUCCCCGGCCCAGAGAGCAGAGUCUGGCUCGGCCAACGCCGCAGCACCGCACGCCCGAAGCAACCGGCCAUAUAAGACCUCAAAAAAAGAGUGUGACCUGGACAAACACUGUGGCGUGUUGGAUCCGGAGAGGAAGAAAGUUUGUACGCGGCUGUUAACCUGCAAUAUCCACUCCAUUCACCAGCGGCGGAAGGUCGUAGGUCGAAGUAAGAACUUUGACCAGCUUGUGGCGGAGCUGAAGAUGGUCUCGAAAAAUCGAGAGCGUAGCGCUCAGAGCCACGAGGAAUCGGCCACUCAGUCCCCGAGCCCCGAGACUCCCAGAGAGCCGAACGCCUCGCCGCACUGCAGGAGACCCCUGAGCAACUCUCCUGCCUUCAGCAGGACGCGAACAUUAUCGGAGAACGCCCCCGAGGAUGAGAGGGCGGUUCGGGAGGAGGGUGUGGCUCGGGCGUCCUCCCCUCUCACUCAGGGCCGAAUCUCCAGUGACGAGAGCGAGGGAGAGGGCAAUGACGAACCUGCCGACUGGCACUCCAGCCCCUGGCAUCCCAAACCACUCGCGGUGUGUAGGUUUGGUAGUUUUGCUCUGGGUCACGGCGUCUUCACAUUCGACAGGCGGCUUCAUCACCUGCGGUCCGCUGUGAGUGCCAUGGUGGAGAGUCACCUCAGCGCUCACCUGUGGAAGAAAAUACCUCAAGCAUCUGAGCCUCAGUCCCAGAGUUCCUCAGCCAAGCCUUCAGCCAUUCCCUCCUCCCCGUCCUUCACUUCCCAUCAUUCCAAGCAGAGGGCAGGAAAUCCCAGUGCCACCUCCCUCAAGUCAUCUUCAUUUUCCUCGCACGGAGCAGGCAGGGACAGCUCCUCCUGCAGCAGGGCCUCGGCUCAUUCUGAGAAAUCCGGAGGUUCCCAGUCCGCAGCGCACUCCAAACCCGCUCAGACUGCCACGCAGCCGGGCACGGGGCGGUCCAGAAACCCCGUCGGCAGACCCAGCAAGCAGCAGCUGCGUCUCAGGGAAACGGAGCGGGCUGAACCGGCCGCUCCCGCAAAGCGGAAAGGCUCUCUGAGCGAAGCCGAUACGGUCAGCCCAGACAGGAACUGUGUGAGCCCGGAUCGGGACCGAGCCCGGCCGCUCGGCUCUGGCAAAACGGCGCCAGCUCAGAUUCCGGCUUUAGCUCCGCCAUCAUCUCACGGACAGACAAAUGGCUCACUGUCGCCGGGCCACAAGCAGAGCCGGGCCGAGCCGUGGCCAUUUAAGCGGACUCACGCGCCGGGCCGAACCUCGCCCACGGAGCCAGGCGCAUCUGGGCGAGCAGGAAACUCAGGACACCACGGCAGGCCUCCUGGAUACGAACACAGAGGCCUGGGCAAGAAGCGCAAAAGCAGCGACUCCUCUCCCCCCUCCAAAGCGCACCGGCUUCCCACCCCCCCUCGCUCCGGCUUCUACCCCUGGAAAGAGAGCAAAGGAGCACCGCUGCCCGUAGGAGGGGAGAAGAAGCUCAGUGCGCCCAAGCCAAAACUCCAUCGCUGAGCAAGCCACUAACUCGGGAGCACUGCUAACUUGUAUGGACUGUGGACCCAAGUCUCCAGACGUGUGUGUGUGUGUGUGUGUGUGUGUGUGUGUGUGUGUGUGUGUGUGUGUGUCUGCGGGCGGGCGUGUGUGCGUGCGUGCGUGCGUCUGCGUGUGUGAAUGCGAGGUCGAGUGUGUUGUGUGUCUGAGUCUGGAAGUGUUAGACCAGUGUGGAUCAUUACAACGAUGGUCCUUUUAAAAAGCCAAUAUAUGAAUGUGAGUGCGAGUGGAUGGCAGAUGAUGGGGGAGUGAAUUUCUCCGUGAAUUCAGAAAUACCUCACAAUCUACUG